Molecule: messenger RNA, 351 nt
Organism: Lathyrus sativus (Indian pea)
Lineage: Eukaryota; Viridiplantae; Streptophyta; Magnoliopsida; Fabales; Fabaceae
Source: the annotation of a GenBank genome assembly
AUGGCCUUAGGAAAUGCUUCUUCCAUAACAAACUCUCAUUGCCUCACAAAGCAACCACGUCGCACAUGCAUGUGCUCGCCGACCAAUCAUCCGGGCUCGUUCCGGUGUAGCAAGCACAAGAAGUCGCGGCACGUUGUGGUUGCUCCAUGGUUAUCUUCUUCCUCUUCCAAAGCAGAUUAUCGUAAUCUGGAUCGUUCGCGAAUGACCAUAGCCCUUAAAGCGAAACACCCGUUAACAGCAUUUCUCCUCCAAAUAAUUAAGCAUCAUUCUAAAAAUGUUCUUUAUAGGAGGAAGAUAUUCCAGCCAAAGCCUACUCGGUUUUCGAUAAUGAACCGCAUUGCAGUUUUGUGA